AUGUUUAAUAUAUAUACACCUCAUAAAUCUACCAAACAAAAUAAGCUACAAUAUGCAACUGCUAAAUGUCAUAAAGGUAUAAAAAUAGAUAUUAAAAAAGCUUAUGAAACUGGUGUAUGUUUACUUAAGAAACUUAUUGCAGAAACUUGUGAAACUGCUUCCUUAACAGCUGAUUUUUAG
Molecule: messenger RNA, 180 nt
Organism: Racocetra persica
Lineage: Eukaryota; Fungi; Glomeromycota; Glomeromycetes; Diversisporales; Gigasporaceae
Source: the annotation of a GenBank genome assembly